ACGCCCAGCUCUCCAUCCAUGUGCCUCACCAACCCCAACCCUGCAGAAGGAAUAGCUAUUUAAGGGCAGUUGGACUUCAGGAAAACCAGACAGGCCCCUGAACAAGACACUGCAGCAUCAUCUGAGAGGCUGACAACAUGAAGGUCCUCCUGCUGCUAGCAGCCUUGAUCAUGGUCUUUGGCCCAAUCCAGAUCCAAGGGAGUCUAGCUGAGUUAAAUCGAAUGAUCUGGCUUAAGACAGGAAUGAGAGCUGGGUUAAUGUAUGCCUUCUAUGGUUGCCACUGUGGCCUGGGUGGCAGAGGAUCCCCCAAGGAUGCGACAGAUUGGUGCUGUGCGGCUCAUGACUGUUGCUACGACCGACUGGAGGACCUUGGCUGUGGCACAAAAUCACUGGACUACAAUUUCAAGUAUUCAAGGGGCGAAAUCACCUGCUCUGUAAACCAGGACUUCUGUGGGCAACAGUUGUGCCACUGUGAUAGACUUCUGGCUGAAUGUUUAGCCCAGCACCAGAAGAGCUACAGUUGGAAGUACCUCAUGGGUAUCAAGAAAUCUUGCGAAGGAGAGUCACCCAGCUGCUCAGAGAGCCGCUUUUUUUUCACAUAGCCCAACCCAGUCCCCCCAGGGAUAAAGAAAGCAUUCCUCUCCUUCCCUAGACACCUUCUGUAGAGACACCAAAGCCUGAUGCAUCAGGCUGAUCUUCCCCACCACGCCACUACCUUGGGCUAACAGAUUGCCCACAUCCAUCCUUCCCUUCACAUCCAACUUCCUGCCUUGCAGUAUCAAGGGGCUGUUACAAAUAAAGUAAUUCAUCAAUGAA
Molecule: messenger RNA, 816 nt
Organism: Mesocricetus auratus (golden hamster)
Lineage: Eukaryota; Metazoa; Chordata; Mammalia; Rodentia; Cricetidae
Gene: Pla2g2a
Product: phospholipase A2 group IIA
Exons: 5
Coding region: 138-602 (154 amino acids)
Biological process (GO): negative regulation of T cell proliferation; arachidonate secretion; lipid catabolic process
Molecular function (GO): phospholipid binding; calcium ion binding
Source: RefSeq, a predicted model, not a curated record